AUGCCCUCUGGGGAAGUUCAAACGGCGGACAUCGUCCGGGAUGCAUUUAGCCAAGGUAAACAGGUGUAUGUGCCCUAUAUCUACCAACUAGAUCCUGUGUCUACGCAAGGAAGGAAGUCUGUGAUGGAGAUGCUGGCACUCCGUUCAAUUGAGGAUUACGAGUCUCUGCAGCCAGAUAAAUGGGGUAUCCCUUCGCUGGAUGCAGGCUCACUUGCUACAAGAGAAAAUUGCUUUGGGGGAUAUGGACUUCGAGGGCUGUCUCAUCCUUCCACAGAGACAAGUAAGGCUGGAUUAGAUUUGAUUGUCGUGCCAGGAUUAGCAUUUGAUGAAAGCUUCGGAAGACUCGGCCAUGGCAAGGGCUAUUAUGACCAUUUCUUCAUGCGAUGUCGAGACGACACCACAAGCACAAGUCGAAAACCGUAUCUCAGUAAGUAUCUCUUCCCGGUUCUUUACAUAUAUCGUCGGCUCAUUCAAGCUAUAGCUGCUCUGGCUCUGCAAGAGCAAAUUCUUCCUCCUCCAGAACGGGUUCCAGCCGGGGAACAAGAUUACCCAGUAGACGUGCUAAUCGCGGGUGACGGACGGGUACUGAAGCGGGAAUAG
This is a messenger RNA of Coccidioides posadasii C735 delta SOWgp, 600 nucleotides long. NCBI's taxonomy places the organism in Eukaryota, Fungi, Ascomycota, Eurotiomycetes, Onygenales, Onygenaceae. The record is from RefSeq and is a predicted model, not a curated record.